Molecule: messenger RNA, 3154 nt
Organism: Amphibalanus amphitrite
Lineage: Eukaryota; Metazoa; Arthropoda; Thecostraca; Balanomorpha; Balanidae
Product: zinc transporter 2-like
Exons: 8
Coding region: 483-1835 (450 amino acids)
Biological process (GO): response to zinc ion; zinc ion transmembrane transport
Cellular component (GO): plasma membrane
Molecular function (GO): zinc ion transmembrane transporter activity
Source: RefSeq, a predicted model, not a curated record
AUAGACGAAGAAAUGCGUGGACGAAAAAAUGCUUGACGAAGAAAUGCGCGUACGAAGAAAUGCGGAUACGAAAAAAUGCGCUACGAAUAUUUGCACUUACGAAGAAAUGCGAGACGAAGUUAUGCGACACGAAUAAAUGCGCCGACGAAGAUUUGCGGACGAAGAAAUGCGGACGAGGAAUUGCGCGACGAAGAAUUGCCAUACGAAGAUUUGUCCGGUUACGGUCGUCUUCGCACGAUUUCUAAUAUUGGAGACGGAGACAUCAAUAUGGAUUAGCGUACAGCUUUUCGACCAUUCGAUGGAUGUGGAUAUCUCAUUUCAUUCGGGAAUCGUGUCACAAUUCUUGCUGCAGUGCUUGUGCUACGGCCAAGCUACAGCUUACAAUUAACAAUCGUUUUGAUCGUUCUUGCUAAACGCUGGUCACCCUUGUUGUGACAGCUUGAAAGUUUAUCUGCUAAUUUCGAUGCUGCAUUUAUUGCAGUAUGAGCAUCAGUGCAUUUGAGGGACUAAGAAAUGAAGAAAGAAAUGGUACCAGCUUAUCUGAUGAUGAUCCAAUUCUAGAUUUUUCUUCAUCAAGAGUAGCAAUGCCUCUAGAUGAUCAGGAUGUGCGAGUUAUGCAGGGACGAGCAAGAAUGUGUAAUGCAUGUCAGCUAUUCUCAAAGCCUAUGUGUACUCAUAAUGAAUUAGGUAUGGACAAUGGAAGUGAGCAAUACACAAAUGGUUAUGUCUCCAGAAGGAAUGGCUAUCAGGCACUUGCUCAGGAGGAUGGUCCUGUCAGAGAGCUUGACCACAGCUUUGAACAGACCCAUUGUCAUGGGCCAACACCACCUGCCGACACUUCAAGGAGAGAGGCCUUGCUCAGGCUUGCUGUCACCUCUUGCUUCUGUUUCCUGUUCAUGGCGGGCGAGUGGCUGGGCGGCUACCUGGCCAACAGCCUGGCGGUGAUGUCGGACGCCGCCCACCUGCUCAGCGACUUCGGCAGCUUCCUGCUCUCCAUGUUCGCCAUCUGGCUGUCACUGCGACGGCCGACGCGCCGCUGCACCUUCGGCUACUACCGCGCAGAGGUGCUGGGCGCCGUGGUCUCCGUGCUCACCAUCUGGGUGGUGACGGCCGUGCUCGUCUACAUGGCCGUCGAGCGGAUGGCCCAUGGACACUAUGACAUCGACGCCGACACGAUGCUCGUCGUCUCCGGCAUCGGUGUGCUCGUCAACAUCAUAAUGGGUGCCCUGCUGCACGGCCGGUGCCUGGGCUCGGGCCACGGUCACAGUCACGGCCUCAGCUCGAGUCACAGUCACAGUCACGGUCACAGUCACGGCGGCGAGCGAUCGGCCACGGAGAACAUUAACGUGCGCGCCGCCACCAUCCACGUGCUGGGAGACCUGAUCCAGAGCAUCGGCGUACUGGUGGCCGCGCUCAUCAUCAAGUUCAAGCCCGAGUACCGGAUCGCGGACCCGAUCUGCACGCUGCUGUUCUCCGCCAUUGUGAUGGCCACGACGGUCGGUGUGAUGCGGGACGCCACACGGAUACUGAUGGAGAGCACCCCCGACUCAGUCCAGUACAGCGCGGUGCUCUGUGACCUUGAGGGAAUUGAAGGUGUGGUGAACGUCCACGACCUCAACAUCUGGUCGCUGAGCGUCGAUCGGACCGCCAUCACGGCGCACCUCACUAAAGAGUCGGGUGCCGACGGUGACCAGAUCCUGCGCACCGCUCUGGCGCUGCUGCGGCUCCGACACGGCGUCCAAAAUACCACCGUCCAGGUCGAGCCCUACGACGCCGCCAUGGAGGCGUGCGAGGCGUGUCAGGGGCCUCCGCCGAACGGUGAUGGACGCCGGUGAGACCCGUACGCCGCCGGUGAGCCGUGAGGUCGGUCCGCCCGCCGGCCACCGCACGAACCCCGCCAGUAUGGACCGAGGCCAGGCGCGGCGCCCCACAGGUGCCGUCGCGGCCGCGGCCGCCAGCUUGCGUUCGUUUGUUGUACUCGUUUAUUUGUUGCUACAUGAGAUACCUUAGUUAUCCGAGUGGAGUGAGCACGCUGCCACCCGUCGGCCCGAUGAUAUUCGUAAUACGCAGUGCAACAAACCAUUGGUUGAGGAGAUUAUUUUGGGGAAGGGAUGUGGGACGAAUGUUCUGAAAUGUUAGCACUGUGCAUGAGAAAUUCCUUGACGUUUCUGCAUCCGCGGAAUGAGACCUGAAAGUUAACAACUUGCUCUUCUUUUAAGCUAACAUAGCGCAGAGUGCCUUGAGUGCAAUAAGAAGCCAAUCGUACGUGUAUUACGCCUAAAUUGUAGUCGACGUAGUUUCAUUCUCAACUUCAAUGUCGGUGCCGCCUGAUGGUUGUGGCAAACCCUUUACUCUAUGUAUAUGGCCAUUGUGAAAAUAUAACGUAACUUGUGUAAGUCCAUGGAUAGUAAUACUGGAAACCUACACAUUCAUUUCAUUGCUUAAUAUUCAUAUUUAUUUUUGUUAAGUAGUUCUAGAUAUAAAAAAAUGAUGUGUAACGAGAUAUUGUGUUGUUCCUCUACAUUCGAUUCCACUGUAGAACGUGGCAUAACAUGCUGCUUUUCUUAUGCAUGGCUGUUUUUCGAUUGAUCAAACAUUUCCUAUUUACCCCCGGUAAUAGGGCGGAUUCGUUGCAAAUCGUUAACGUGAUUCCAGCGUGGGCCAUGGUUUUCCAGGACGACUGCUGUGUGAUGUCUGUGUCUGUGAUGUGAAACCUCAAUAUCCGAUAUCCUAUCAUGACUCAGUACCCACCCAGAGUGAGUAAUGUGGUGUUGUACGCACACCGCACGUCUGUGCCAGACGGUGUAGGUUCCGUGGCGUUCGGAGAGUGAGCUGAAAGCCUGUUGUGACCGCGAUGCUUGGAGUUCCGGCCAGGGGUGCCCAGCUCGCCUCUGGACAACCACCGUAGGGUCCGCUAGUACCCGGGCUCCUGCGAGGUCGGCUCAGGCCGUUAGAGGUCGCGUCACUUAACUACGCGAAUGGAGUGUGGUGCCGCACACUUGGGGUAGAUGUGAUCAAUGUGCUAAACCAUUAGACGUGAACAGAAAUACUUAGUUUUAUAUAUCGGUGCAUGACACUGGCGGCUGACAGUUAAAACCCGCCUUUGGGUGUGUGAUGUUUUGUACCAUUCCCGAAUACAAAGGCCAUUUCGUGA